This is a messenger RNA of Linum tenue, 3310 nucleotides long. NCBI's taxonomy places the organism in Eukaryota, Viridiplantae, Streptophyta, Magnoliopsida, Malpighiales, Linaceae. The record is from the annotation of a GenBank genome assembly.
CAAAAUAAAGGAAUUUUUCCAUGAGGUCACCAGUUUUUCAUCACUAUUUAUUCGCAACAAGACACCUUCUUCCCCAUUAGUCCACCAGCCAGCAGCAGCUCCAAAACCCUAGAUCCUUUCCCAUCUCUUCUUUUUUGUUCUCCAGUUGUUGGGAAGGAAGGAAGGAAGGAAGGGAGAGCCUGGCUAGCUUGACUUCUAUAUUUUAUUUCUUGCUUUUCAAGGUUUCCUUCCCCCAUAUCAUUCAUCACUCUGUAAAAAAGGGGGAAAAAUAGAAUAGAAAAAGGAAGGAAAAACAACCCAAACUGUACCCAUUACCCAACACUCACUCACUUCACAACCCCAAACGCACGUAAAGUUAGAGACUUUCCUUUGAUUCUUCCAAAACCCAGUUGCCAGAUCUAUAUGAUUUCUUAAACCCACAUUCUCUCUCGGGUUUUCCUUAAGCUCAUUCAUUCAUUCAUCAGUUUACGCGGACAAGAACAGAUAUUAACCGAUUUUUCUCUGUUUGCUGGAUUCUCUUUAAUGCUGUGCUACGAUUCUACCCAUUGGCUAGUUAAUGAAUGAUAUGAAGUAAAUUUCGUAUCUUGGCUCUUGAAUUUGCUUGUUUUGCGUUAUUUUGAGCUGAUUCCCAGCUUGAUUUUGUGCGAUCCGCUUUGAAAUAGGUGAGGGAGUUUGCUGGAGGUUUUAAAGGAGAUUCUGGGAAAAUUCUCUGGAGCUACAGCAAUCUAAUAUAGAUCUGAGGCUUUUCUAGCUGGCCAUGUUUUCUGCCUGAUAGUCGUACAAAUUGUGGGUUAGUUGUCGGGUUUUUCUUUGAGGAAAUGGCUGUUCCAUCAGGUAAUGUGGCGAUGUCCGAUAAAAUACAGUAUGGUGGUGGCGGCAGUGUGGGCGGUGGCGGCGGAGCUAAUGAGAUCCACCCUCGACAGCAGUGGUUCCCUGUGGACGAGCGUGAUGGGUUCAUCUCGUGGUUGAGAGGGGAAUUCGCUGCUGCAAAUGCGAUGAUUGAUGCUCUCUGCCACCAUCUAAAGGCCGUCGGUGAGCCGGGGGACUAUGAUUUAGCUAUAGGUUGUAUUCAGCAAAGGAGGUACAACUGGAACCCGGUGCUUCAUAUGCAGCAGUAUUUCUCUGUUGGUGAGGUGGUAUUCGCAUUGCAGCAGGUAGCGUCAAGGCGGCAGCAACUGCAGCAGCAGCAGCAACAACCGCAACAUCACCAGUACAAUAGAUACUAUUCUGAUCAGCCCAGGGCUGUUGCCAAAGAAUUCAAGAGGUCUUUUGGUGGUGCAGGGUUUAACAAAGGCCAUAGAGGGAGUGAAGCACCAAAAGAGUAUGUUCGUACUAGUUUAGAGAGUAACAAUUUAGAUGGCAAUGGUUCAGGAAAUGUGAGUUGUGAGACAAAGGAGGAUCCUAAAUCAGGCGCGAGUAAUGGUAAAAUGGACGAGAAGGUUUCAGCAGUUGCCCAGGAUAAGAAAGAUGCUACCACAUUGCCACACAAGGAUAGCUACUUAAAGAGUGGUCGAACCUCAGAAGAAACAGUGUCUGGGAAUUCAGAACCUGAGUCUGUGGCUGCUGAUGAUCAACUUAUUCCCAAAGAGAACAGCUCGGUUAUCAGUCAGAAUCAGAAUGAGAUGCCAAAUCCCAGUGGCAGUCCAAAGACUUUCAUUGGAACAGAGAUAAUUGAUGGAAAAACGGUUAAUGUUGUCGAUGGAUUAAAGAUGGUUAUAUGUGCUUUCUGUGAAGCAGGUCAAACAUAUGUUGCCUCAAGGCGACCUAUGAGAGGACAUGGAAGAGAGAUGAUUCAACUGGGUCUUCCUAUAGCUGAUGGACCUGCAGAAGAAGAAACCCCCAAAGGCAAGUUACAGUUUCUCUUGCAAUUUUACCAGAAAACUGAACCAAUCCCUCCCCUGUUGCAAGAUGUCAUUGACCGUAUGGUUGGCACACAAAUCAUGGCCACAAAGCCAGAUUCUUGCAUGAUCAAUAUUUUCAACGAGGGUGACCACUCGCAGCCUUACAUAUGCCCUUCAUGGUAUGGAAGACCUGUGGCCAUUCUUUGCUUGACUGGGUGUGAGAUGGUGUUUGGCAGAGUGAUUAAUUCAGAUCAUGCUGGGGACUACAGAGGCUCUCUCAAGCUAGCUGCUGAGCCUGGAUCGCUUCUGGUGUUGCAAGGGAAAUCCUCUGAUUAUGCAAGGCAUGCACUUCCUGCACUUCGAAAGCAGCGAAUUCUCGUCACCUUCACCAAGUCCCUGCCCAGGAAAUUCUCUCCUGGUGAUGGUUCAUCACAGCGUUAUACACCAUUAUCCAACACAGCAGCCCAUUCAUCCUCUCACUGGGGUCCACCGCCAAGUAGAUCGCCAACUCAUCAUGUUCGUUAUGCUGGGCCAAAGCACUAUGUUCCAACAACUGGUGUACUGCCUGCACCACCGAUUCGAGCUCAUCACCCGAAUGGUGUUCAGCCACUCUUUGUGGCUUCUCCAGUUGCAGCACAGGUGCCUUUCCCUUCCCCAGUUCCCAUCCCUCCUCCUGUUUCAGCCACCUGGGCAGCAGCAGCUGGUCAAAGGCACCCCCCACCGCGCCUGCCAACUGUCCUCGUGCCCGUCCCUGGGACUGGCGUUUUCCUGCCUCCAGCAACAAAUGACACUGCUGCUACAGACUCGGUUCCUUCCCCACCUGAGAAAGAAAGCGGGCAGGGGAAGCCUAGUCAGGGAGCGAAGGCCACGUUGAAACAGGAAUGCAAUGGAGAAAAGGCAGCCAAGGCAGAAGAGCAGGUUGCAGAAACUAAUGGAGUGUAGCGAGAGAGAGAGAGAGAGAGAGAUUUUGGCAAGUGAGAGAAGAGAGUAGGAGAACGGUGGUAAGCAAUGAGUUUGGAACCAAAAAAUGUAAAGAGCGGCGGCGAAACAUUGGAGACUAUUUGACAUGGAUCAUCUCAUAGUUACAACUGAGUGGGGGAGACUGAAAGGAGAUGGUGGGAAGAAGAAGAAGAAGAGCUUGGAGGUAGGAGAUGAUGGUAAGAGAAGCUUUUGGCUGUGGUUCUCUUUUACCAUUUGUCUCUACUUCCCAUUUUUUCUAUGUUUCCUGUCUACUCUGAUACUAUUUUUGGUGUCUCAUUAUAUAAUAUAGAAGUACCACUCACUAGGAUCAAUUCGGUUUUGGAUGAGAAAACCUCAACCUCAUUCUCCUUCCAUUUAAUAUUUAACAUCAUUAUAUCAUCACCUAGCCUACUUUUGAUGUUCUAACAAUGAGAAUCUAUCAUUAUUGUGUUUCCAUGUUGUGUCACCUAGUCUUUCAUUCGCUCAUUGUGGUUAUGCUGAAAAGAGGG